UAAUAUCACGAGCAGCAGCCGACACUAUUUUACUUGAGCCAUUCUAAUUAGGCACGUUUGAACUAAAUUAGGAAUGCAAUGUGGCUUGCCAUGAAGCCAUUCUUGCAUUUCCUUGUUUUUCUUUUUGUCGGAUUCAAGUCUGCUGAUCCACAAUCGAUCGUCGAAAACCUCCCCGGCUACGACGGAACUCUGCCUUUCAAACUCGAAACAGGAUAUAUUGGGGUUGGAGAGAAUGAUGAAGUCCAGCUCUUUUACUACUUCGUCGAGUCCGAAAACGAUCCAGCUAGAGACCCUUUGCUCAUCUGGCUCAGCGGUGGCCCCGGUUGCUCUGCCCUUACCGGCUUCUUUUACGAAACUGGUCCACUGGGCUUUGAUUUUGAGAAGUUUGAUGGAAGCUUACCUUCUCUUGUAUUGAACCCAUAUUCAUGGACUAAGGUUGCCAACAUUAUAUUCCUAGAUUACCCUGUUGGAGCUGGAUUCUCAUAUUCCAAGUCUACAAGAGGCUACUCUUCAUCUGACACUAGUUCAACCCAACAUAAUUACACAUUUCUACGCAAGUGGUUGUUAGCUCAUCCCGAGUUUAUCAUGAAUCGUCUCUAUGUUAGUGGUGACUCCUAUGGUGGCAAGAUUGUUCCCAUGCUCGCUCUAGAAAUAGCAAAAGGCAAUGAAGCUGGACUUGAGCCAAUAAUUUCUCUCAAAGGCUACACUGUCGGAAAUCCGGUGACUAAUGAAGAUGAGGAUAUUAAUGAAAGGAUACCUUAUGCUCACAGACUGGCACUCAUUUCAGACAAACAAUUUGAGCGAGCAAGAAUCAGCUGCAAAGGAGAGUAUGUAAAUCCAGACCCAAAUAAUGUCGAAUGUUUAUUUGCUCUUUAUAUUAUUAAUCAGUGCACCAAGUUUGUCAAUCAUUAUCAAAUUCUGAACUUAAUUUGCAAAGAAAUCCAAACACUGCCAGAAGGUGGUUCUAGAAUAUUCCUACCGUCUCUAGUAGAUGAUCCAAUCGGCUUCCUCUCCCUCUCCAGCCAAAAUGAACCACCAUGCCAUGAACACACAUAUCUGGCCUCCAACGUGUGGGCUAACGACGAAACUGUGAGAGAAGCUCUGCACAUCAGAGAGGGGACGGUACCUGACUGGACGAGAUGUAACAAGAGCUUGAGCUACGAAUAUGACAUAAAAAGUGUUGUCGAGUAUCAUCAAAAUCUGAGUGAUAGAGGCUUCCAAGCCUUGGUGUAUAGCGGUGAUCAUGACAUAAGUGUACCUUAUAUUGCCACGUUGAAAUGGAUACGAAAACUGAAUGUGUCCAUGUAUGAUGAAUGGAGGGCGUGGACCGUCGAUGGUCAAGUUGCAGGAUACACUGAGCUAUACAAGAGUAAGAUCAAGGAAGCGUACCUCAUGUUUGCUACAGUCAAGGGAGGAGGGCAUACAGCACCAGAAUACAAGCCUAGGGAGUGUUUGGAAAUGAUGAGAAGAUGGUUAUCUCUCUUCCCACUCUAAAAUCUCUCUCAUCUUCAUUUCUAUAAUAAUUUUCCAUUCUUGCUUGGAUUGAAGCACUUGGAAUUCCUUAUUCCUGUUUCUGUAUGUUUACUAGUAUUUCGUUAGUCGAAUCAUUCCCCUUUCAUUUCAAAAAACAACACAUUGUACAAUUAUUUAGUUCAAUGUUGCAAGGGCAUGACAUCGAUCCAACGAUCAUCAUCGAAACAAAAAAUAAUUAACAAAUGUUUAUGGAUCUCACGGUUAACAUUUA
Salvia hispanica is the source of this 1744-nucleotide messenger RNA. RefSeq names its product serine carboxypeptidase-like 7. Gene Ontology annotation, molecular function: serine-type carboxypeptidase activity; acyltransferase activity, transferring groups other than amino-acyl groups. NCBI's taxonomy places the organism in Eukaryota, Viridiplantae, Streptophyta, Magnoliopsida, Lamiales, Lamiaceae. The record is from RefSeq and is a predicted model, not a curated record. Gene Ontology annotation, biological process: secondary metabolic process; proteolysis.